Molecule: messenger RNA, 4212 nt
Organism: Hemicordylus capensis (graceful crag lizard)
Lineage: Eukaryota; Metazoa; Chordata; Lepidosauria; Squamata; Cordylidae
Gene: CREB3L3
Product: cAMP responsive element binding protein 3 like 3
Exons: 11
Coding region: 1283-2680 (465 amino acids)
Biological process (GO): regulation of transcription by RNA polymerase II
Cellular component (GO): nucleus
Molecular function (GO): DNA-binding transcription factor activity, RNA polymerase II-specific; RNA polymerase II cis-regulatory region sequence-specific DNA binding
Source: RefSeq, a predicted model, not a curated record
UUGGGCGCGAGAGAUAGUCAUGUGGAAAAAUAACCAGCUUACAAGUUAGGUCACAGCCAAGUGGCAAGAAAAGCCAAACUAAACCAGCCAUUUAUUUAUUUAUUUAUUCAUUCAUUCUUUAUACCGCUCUUCCAGAAAGGCUGUGGCCCCACCGUGUGUGUGUGUAGUAGGACAACCAGUAAAGAGUGCUGCUGGAGAUCCACAGAGCGCUUCCCCCCUUCUUGAGUCAGGAGUCACCACAAGCAGGGUUUCAUUGGUAUCUGUUUCUCUCACUUGACAAGGGGCCAGCCUUUGAAUAACAAUGAUAGUGCAACGAGGUCAUUAUUUUUCUAUAUCCUAGAACACCCACAGGCACAAAUAAUAUUCCGAUAUGCGAGUGAGGUUGGUUGCACACACAGGGCCAUCAAAGGACCCUGGUGAAAAAACAUGGCAGCCUUCCACACAGCUGCCCUCCCUCACCACUAAUGGGAGGGCCCGGCGGGGCCUACAGAAGGCACUUGACCAAAGAGACCCCAUUAACUGGCACUGUCCAUCAUCACUAGAUACCCACCGUAUUGCCACCUUUUGUGUACAAAUGAAAUUAACAUAGGUGGCAUCAAAGGGAACAAGAGGGCAAGUGCUUUCCCCAGAGGAUACUGAGAGUAUAGCUGUGCCUGAAUCAAGCUUCUCAGGGACAGAGGCUAAAGAACUGAGAGAGACAGAGGUGACAAGAGAUGACGUUCAAAACUGUCUGGAAAAGAUAAAUAUUCACAAAUAUUCACCAAUCACCAGGGCCAGCUGGCAUCCACCCAAGAAUCCUUAAAGAACUCAAAUGUGAAUUGUUGACUUCCUUGCUAAAAUAUAUAACUGAUCCCUACAACCAGGCUCUGUUCCAUAGUACUAGAAAGUAGCCAAUGUAACACCGAUUUUCAAAAAGGGAUCCAGGUGGGAUCUGGGAAAUUACAGGUGAGUUAGCUUAACAUCCGUUCUACAUUAAUUGAUGGAAACCAUUCCCACGGAUAAAAUUGUUAAGUAUAUAGAAGAACAGACCCUGCUGAAGGAGAAUGAGCAUGGCUUCUGCAAAGAUAAAUCUUGCCUCACCAACCUUUUGGAGUUCUUUGAGAGUGUCAACAGUUAUGUGGAUAAAGGUGAUCCGGUUGACAUAGUAUACUUGGACUUUCAAAAAGCUAUCGACAAAGUUCCUCAACAAAGACUCCUGAGAAAACAUAGCAGUCAUUGGAUGAGGCCAGGGACACUUUCAUCUGUGGAUUGGUAACUGGUUGAAGGGCAGGAAAGAGAGGCCAUGGCCGCCUCCAACCUUGACAGCAUGGAGCUACUAGAUCUACUCUUUGACCGUCAGGAUGGCGUUCUCCGCAAUGUGGAGCUUGGACCCUCUGUGGCAACUUGGGUGGGAAUGGAAGACAGUCACUUGCUGAAUGCUCAAGAAAAUGAAGAUUUCCUCACCUCCAUCUUGGGGCCCCCAGACUCUCUCCUGGACUCCCCAAGUUGGUCACCAGCUGCCAGUGAUAGCGGCAUCUCUGAGGAUCCAAGUUCUGACCAGCUGGACAGUCCCCCACACUAUGUCCCAACAGGAAGCCCGGGGGCCUACUCUGAUGGCGGGCACAGCGAUCUGGCUUACAACCCCUACCAGGACUCCUGCCAAAGCAUGCCAGUCCUUAAAGCUCCUUCUGGUGAUGUGAGGGAGGCUGAGGUCUCCAUAGACUUGAAUAUGUGGGACAUUGGCUUUUACCCAGAGGAGACGCGAGAGCUAGCCCCUGCCCACCUGAAUUCACCCUCAUGCACCCUAACUGUGAAGGACCUUCUGCUGUCAAACAACUGUGAGAUGCAUCAACAGGCCAUGAACCCGUCUCUGAUGAGGCAAAGCCCUGGGAAUUGCCAGGAACUGGUUCUAACAGAGGAUGAGAAGAAACUACUGGCCAAAGAAGGGGUGAACUUGUCCACCCAGCUGCCUCUCACCAAGUAUGAAGAGAGGGUGCUCAAGAAGAUCCGCAGAAAAAUCCGGAACAAGCAGUCGGCACAAGAAAGUCGGAAGAAGAAGAAGGAGUAUAUUGAUGGGUUGGAGAGCAGGAUGUCUGCCUGUACAGCCCAGAACCAGGAACUGCAAAGAAAGGUUGUGCACCUGGAGAAGCAGAACUUGUCUCUCCUUCAGCAGCUGAAGAAGCUUCAGGCAUUGGUGAUUCAGUCCAGCAGCAAGGCAGCUCAGACAGGCACUUGUGUGGCGGUCCUGCUGCUCUCCUUUGCCCUGAUCAUCUUCCCAUCCAUCGGCCCUUUUGCCCGUAACAAAGCUGAAACAGAAGGCGACUUUGUGCCUGUAAGAGUUUUUUCCAGGUCUCUCCACAAUGACGCUUCCUCCCGGUUUGUCUAUACCCUGGCAAGAGAUGCUGACCAGAAUGCCAAAGAGCUCGAGAAGCCCCUCUGGACUGAAUAUGCCCACGAAGCCCACAGUGGGCAAGGCGAAACACUCAGCAAAUUAAUCCAGAGUCACGUGCUCUCACGGCCCCACAAGGUGGGAGAGGCCGCCCCGGGCAACGGCACUGAGGCCUUCUCGGAAGGGAGCCAUGCGGACUUGGAGGGACUCGAGCCUGCUGAGCACAUUUCCGGGCCCGGCGUGGCAGCAGUGGCAUGGACAGAAUCCAGACAUCCCAGCAAGGGGGUUCUGGAGCAGGCCGAGGAGCUGUGACCCUCCCCUCCUGCUGUCUCUCCCUGUAUAGCUUUUGGGGGCUCAAUAGGGGUGGUGAUGGGGAUAUCCUGGAGUCUGUGCGGACAAGGCUGCUCCUCUCCCAUUGAGCAGGAAUGAAAAGGUGUGGAGUCAUCUGGGGCAUUGGGAGGGUGUUCUGCAAGAGACGGUGCAAAGAGCUCCUCUCUCUUCUCCUCUGGCCCUCUCAAGGGGGGCCGCAGAGGACAGUCUUCCAUUUCAAAGUCGCAGGGAGUCUUCCAACAUAUUGCUCCCAUGCAGAGCUGUGUAGCCAGCGGGGGCCGGCAAAGCCAGAACCAAAGGCUCGGAACAUUUACAGGGAGCAGCAAGAACUGGAUACGGCCCUGGAGCCUCAUCCACUGGGAAUCUGGCUUGGCAUGUCCUCUGGCUUCUGAGGUUUUAGCAAUCAUUGCCCGCGCUUUCAACCAUAUCUUUGCAACCACCAGGGCUAGAAACUUUUCAGAACUAGAAGCUGCCUUCUCCUGAGUCAGGCCAUCUAGUUUGGGAUCUGCACUGACUGGCAGCAGCUCUCCCGAAUUUCAGGCCGGGGCAUUUCUAACUCUACCUGCAGGUGGUGCCAGAAGUUGAACCUGCAGCCUUCUGUAUAGAAAGCAGAUGCUCUGCCAUGGAGCUAUGGCCCCAUCCCCAAAUCAUAGGUGACAUAGGAAUCGGCCUUUUAGCCAGUCAGAGCAUUGGUCCAUCCAGCUCAGUAUUUUCUUUUCUGAUUGGUGGUGGCUCUCCAAGGUUUCAGGCAGGGGUCCUUCCCAGCUCCACCUGGAGAUGCUGCCAGGGGUUGUACCGGGGACCUUCUGCAAGUCAAGUAAAUGAGCUCCCACUGAACUGUGGCCCCAUCCCCAGAGGCUCUGGCCAAUAGCAUGUUCUGUGGGUUUUCCUGCCCCACAGAAUCACGGCACACCCACCCAGUGCUGGUAAUGCUCCAGAAGGAGAGUUGAAAGGAGGCCGAAAGCUUGCACAGGUCAGCACUCGGGGCCAUCUCUCCCUCCCCACCACCACCUGUCAUUUAAAAUCUAUUUAUUUUACUUCUCUUCCAUGGGGCUCCCAGUGGUCUCCCAUCCAAAGGACUGAGCAGGUCUGCAGCCGCUUAACUUCAACCAUGCUGCAGCAUCAGGCACUCCCAGAGUAUCCGAGCUCCUCUCUUGGCCUUUGUUCUUACUGUUUUUUUUAACUUGUGUUUGCAUGCCCAAAUACAAAGCACACACAGAUGCCCCAUCAAGUCAGAAGGAUACUUGCACAUAGAAUUUGCUGCUGCUGCUCCUACUCUUCUCCGCCCUCUCUCCCCCCCCUCUUCUUCUUGUCCUCCUCCCCCCCUUCCCCCUAUUCUUCUUCUCCCCUUCCCCCUUCAAAAGAACCUCAGCAGUGCUGGCCAGAAAGAACAGUAGCAGACAUACAGAGCAAGAAUGCACUGGUGCAGUGAGAGAGCAGCCUAACAAAACUUCCCAACUAACUGCACUGGUGCAGUCUUUGCCACCUUCCCCUUCCCUGGGAAGCCCUCUGUG